This is a messenger RNA of Larimichthys crocea (large yellow croaker), 2833 nucleotides long. It is a transcript of the gene dpep1, whose product is annotated as dipeptidase 1. The coding region runs from base 187 to 1449 and encodes 420 amino acids. Gene Ontology annotation, molecular function: metallodipeptidase activity. Gene Ontology annotation, biological process: proteolysis. The transcript has 10 exons. Lineage: Eukaryota; Metazoa; Chordata; Actinopteri; Sciaenidae. The record is from RefSeq and is a predicted model, not a curated record.
AUGAUCAAACAGUAACAGACAGAAGACGCCAGUGGUAAUCUGAAUGAAUCAGUUUGGCAAACCAGUUGGAAGAAUCGGAUAAUUCAGAGGUUUGAGGGAGGUCAAGACGUGUAAUCUUGCGUUUGGACGAACACAGACGAAGGGAUAGGGAGACCUGGAGAUUAACGGUGUGUAAAAGUUUAAGAAAUGCUGUCUAAGAUUAUCUCAACUGUAUAUUGGGUACUGUGGGUCAGUUCUUGUGCUGUCAAUGCGGCUGAGGAUCCACACAUGACCAGAGCUCUGAUGCUGAUGUCUGAGACCCCGCUCAUCGAUGGCCAUAAUGAUCUGCCUUGGCAACUCCGCAAGCAAUUCAACAACGAGCUCAACAAAGUGGAUCUUAACACGCUCAAUACAACACAUACCAACAUCCCUAAGAUCAAGAAGGGUCGGCUGGGAGCUCAGUUCUGGUCGGCUUACGUUCCCUGUGACACUCAGUACAAAGAUGCUGUCCGACAAACACUGGAGCAGAUAGAUGUGGUUCACAGGAUGUGCCAAAAAUACCCAAACGACUUCAUGUUUGCCACCACUAGCCAAGACAUUAUGGACGCCUUCGCGAUGAAUAAGACAGCCAGUCUGAUUGGUGUGGAAGGGGGUCACUCCAUCGACAGCAGUCUGGGUACCCUGCGCACCAUGUACCACCUGGGGGUCCGCUACCUUACACUCACACACUCCUGCAACACACCAUGGGCCGAUAAUUGGCGCGUUGACACUGGAUCAGAGCCAUCUCAACAUGAUGGCCUGUCUCCAUUUGGCAAGCAACUAAUUGUGGAAAUGAACCGUCUGGGGAUGCUGAUCGACCUGGCUCAUGUGACUGAAAAAGUGAUGAACCAGGUGCUGGACAUGUCUAAAGCUCCGGUCAUCUUCAGCCACUCAUCUGCCUACAGUAUCUGUAAACACAAGAGGAAUGUCCCAGAUGAUGUUCUCAGGAGAGUGAAAGAAAAAAGAGGAAUCGUCAUGGUGAACUUCUACAACGACUAUGUGACCUGCAGCAAGACCGCCACCCUCUCAGAUGUUGCUGAUCACUUUGAACAUAUAAAGAAGGUGGCUGGGGCAGAGAUUGUUGGUUUUGGUGGAGAUUAUGACGGGGUUACGAGACUACCAGAGGGUCUGGAGGAUGUCUCCAAAGUACCCAGUCUGGUGGCUGAACUGCUGAGAAGAGGAUGGACUAAUGAGGAGGUCAAAAAUGCUCUGGGAAACAACCUGCUCCGUGUCCUAAGAGAGGUUGAGGAGGUCAGUGGCACUCUGCAGGGCACUCUGAGUCCAGAUGAUGUGCCUAUUCCAUACGACGAGGUGAAGACCCCGUGUAGGACGAGCUACGGCUACACCAACAGUGGAGCGGCCCAUUCAUUCAGCACACUGGCUCUGCUGCUCACACUGGCUCUCCAGGCUCUUAUGGCAUUACCAGCUUGAUAGGCUGCUUGUCAUUACUGCCAAGUGUCUGUGCGUUCUAAUAAAAUCUGAAAAUUACUUUUAAUUAAUUUCAGCAACUUGUUUCUUGUCUGAUUUUAAUGGUUUGUGCAAGUUAACUUAAAAAAAUGACCCAAAAAAAAGUGACUUACAACAAUGUUAUAAGUAUCAUAACAAAGACGGCAGCACAGUGUAUUCAUCUGUUUUAUCCCACAAUAAGAAUGUCAGGAAGAGGCUGCUGUGGGCAAAUGUGAUGAUAAUGGCAUACAGACAAACAUCAUCAGUGUACAGACACUCUCAAAGGAAGGACUUCAGUACAUGUCCAUAUUUCUGAGAAGAGCUCCAGAGAGUAACAUCCAAGAGAUACACAACAUCCCUGAGGCUUCUUGUUAUCUAUUUAUAUAUUAUUUAUGUAGGUUAUGUAGGUAUUUUACCAGGUAUUACAUGUGUGGCACCAUGAUGAGAUAGAAACGAGUCAAUGUUUCUUAGUUAAUACAGUUUUCACAUGACAAGGACAAACAGCAGUACAGAAGGUAUGUUUCUCCGACCUUCAGGACCUUCAGUGAGCAAACAGAGGUGCUUUUAUGUUGGCCGAAGGUGAAAUUAUAGAUCUAUAUAAUGGCUUCUCGUGAAGGCCAAUCAAGUAGUAUGUUUUUUCUCUCCCAUCACACACACACACACACACAAAAACAAACACAGAAACCUUGAAGCGUUCAACAUCCUUUCAGAUUUUGCGAGAUGUAAAGACUGUGAACAACAGUGUCCUCAAUGUUUAAUGAAAAAUAUAAAAACAUGAAAAAAAGAGAACACUGUUUGAUUAUAUCAGACAGUUUAAUGCCGUCUAGUUAACGCUGGAUCUGUUCUGCACUACAGAACCUACUGCUAUAUGUCCAAGGACAUUUGCAACGUUCAUCUGCUUCUUUCAGUUUCAGUGUAACAUAAAGUGGUUUAUAGAGUAGACAAACACGUCAGGCACAUGAGUUUAUGAUCAUCUGGUUGGUAUCUGCUGUUUCUCACACAUAUCACAUCCCAACAUGUGACCAAUACUUCCAAGUGAAGUAUUUGGAAUAACUUUAGUUUAAGUUUAAUUUAGUUAAGUUUAGUAGUGGCACAAGGAAGCAUGACAAACACCUAAGGAAUAUCUGUCAUUGCAUUCAAUGACCAGUGCUUCAUUCAGCGCCCUCUUUGCGUGCUUCACCGGUAUAACAGUCUACAACAACGGUUCUUACCAGCCUUGUGUGCUCCUCAGGAUGGACGACUGCUGGUGAAUCAGAUGGACAGGCUUAAUUGAAACUGCAUGAGUUACUAAUAAAUGGACAAAGGGCUGCUUCUCACAUGAUCCACAGCAGCCGCACAGUUGAGUGAGCUUCUCUGGUGAAAACAACCC